Molecule: messenger RNA, 2215 nt
Organism: Aureobasidium pullulans EXF-150
Lineage: Eukaryota; Fungi; Ascomycota; Dothideomycetes; Dothideales; Saccotheciaceae
Exons: 2
Coding region: 1-1869 (622 amino acids)
Source: RefSeq, a predicted model, not a curated record
AUGCCGCAAUUGCACCAGUCACCUUUCUGCUCUAGACAACUAAGAUGGACUCGGAACGUCACAGCAGCUAUCUUAAUAUUGUUUCUUAUCCUUUACCAUAUCCCCGAUCGGACAUGGAGAGGUGCAAAUCUGCUCGUCUUUGGUGCGCACUGGGAGAGAUUUCCUAGAUUGAAUGGCUACUAUGCUGGUUUGAGCAAUCUUGUACCGAUCUCGCAGCAUGUCGAAGAAGGAGUUCAAGAUUUGUGGUCAAAGACUGCCAACACCGACUUAUUGAGCGAGGAUGAUAUCCGAACUCGGAUAAUAGCAUACAAUCCGUACCCCCACAACAACACACGACGAUGCUUUCUAGAUGACAAAGGCACUGUCGACAUACCCGCUCUUUACUCUUAUCAAGGCAUUCCCCAGUAUCAUCCAGAGCCUCUACAUGGAUCUUAUGAUGCUUUAGGCCUCCGAGACGACAUUUGCUUCGACCGCUAUGGAAGACUUGGUGCUUAUGGACUCGAUGAAAAUGCGACAAUCCAGGAACACCACUCGCCCGAUGGAAGCAUCACGUCCACCCCCCGCAGCAAGUCGAUCAACUGGCAAUCUAUUGACUGGAGUGCCGCGCAGCACAGAUGUCAUGAUACCAACAAACACCGAUUUGUACAAAGUUUGAGUUCUGGCGACCAUCGAUCUACUCCAAGACAAGCUCUUGUCUUGAGGACGUGGACAGGAUAUCACUACACGCCUCACGUCAUGAUGAACAUUCGAGCUCUCAUCAGCGAAUUAUCACUAGGCUCUGGCGCAGAGUAUGAUGUCCAUUUACUUGUGCACGUCAAAAACAAUUCAGCGCAAUUUUGGGAAUCUCAAGAUCUAUACCGUGAGAUACUGCACGCAAAUGUUCCAAAGGAGUUCCGCGGUCUAGCCACUUUUUGGUCAGAGAGUCAGAUGGAGAUGGUUUAUCCUGGGCCAUUUCUCAACAACACGCUCAACAAGUCUGGAAAGUCUAUACACGGGGUCUACAGGAGCUCUCACAUGCCUCUCCAAUACUUUGCGCAAAACAAUGCUCAGUAUGAGCAUUUUUGGAACUGGGAGAUGGAUAUGCGAUACACUGGCCAUUACUAUGAGCUUCUGGACCGAUUGGGACAUUGGGCAAACGCCCAACCGAGGCACGGAUUAUGGGAGCGUAGUGCAAAGUACUACCUGGAGAAGAUGCAUGGAACUUGGAAACAGUUUUCCGAUCUUGUUCAUCAGGAGAAUCCUAACACCAUCUUUGGGCCGGUGAAGUUCCCUAGUUCCCAAGCACUCAAGUUUCAACGAGCAUCUUGGCUGUCUUCAAGCGUAGAAGAUGAUAAGGACGCCGACUUGAUAACACUAAGUCCGCUAUUCGACCCGAACGAAUCAGGGUGGUACUUUGAUACGGACAUCACUGGAUAUCCCUCGGAUUCGCCUCUACCACCUCGUCGUGUCGCGAUCAUCGCUGCUUCGCGUAUGUCCCGCGGCUUGUUACAUCUGAUGCAUGAAGAAACUCUUCAAUAUAGGCGCUCCAUGUGGACAGAGAUGUGGGCACCCAGUAUCGCUCUACAUUACGGACUGAAGGCUGUUUAUGCACCGCAUCCCGUUUACUACGACCGCAAAUGGCCUGUUUCGACCGCUGACAAGAUCUUCAAUGCUGGCAAACAUGGUUCUUCUGGUGGCAAUGCUUUUUCCGUCUUCGGUGCAUUCGAACACAAUCAUCUGGGAAGUACCUGGUAUCACAAUGCCCGAUUUGCUGGAGAGCUUUGGAGAAGCUGGCUUGGUCGUGGAAGCAGACACGGCAUGUUUUCUCAACAAGGAGUCGACCGCAUGUGUCUGCGUUCUAUGCUUUUACACACCGUCAAAUACGAGUGAAUGCAAGUGAUCAAGAACAUUCCCAACGACCUGGACCCCUGUGUCUCCCUGUCGGCUCAUAAUCCGACCCGCCCGCUUUCCCCCGACCCCGCAUGACACCGCGAUUACCCUUUCUGGCCGACCUCCGCAAAAUGGCUUGUCUACUCUAGACAAAGCCAAAUAAGCAACCUUCUUUGCUCUAUCAGUAUUAUCAUCACUCAAUUCUAGCAUUCAUCACCGACGAAAUGAGUCUUGAUCAAUCACAAGUCGCAUUGCGCGACGACCAGCAAUCGACACAGCCCAUUGAACAACUCGCCGUUGAAGAAGAUCCACACGAAUUCGAAUUGACAGGACUUGGCCUGAUCAC